AUGUGCAUCGCCAUCAUCUCCACCGCCCACCCCGACUACCCUCUCAUUCUCAUCGACAAUCGUGACGAGUACGUCAACCGACCAACCUCUCUCGCAUCCUUCUGGCCCUCUCAUCCCGACGUCUACGGCGCCCGCGACCUCCUCCGACCCAUCCAAGGCACGUGGCUCGGCGUCACCAAGUCCGGCAAGAUCGCCGUGCUCACCAACUACCGCGAAGGCCUCCCCGUUCCGAGCGCGAUAUCUCGUGGGGCCAUUAUCAAGAAGUUCCUAGCUGAACACGAUGGUUCUACCAAGGACUUUGUCAGCUCAAUGGUCAACUCCGGCAUCGUUAAGGACGCCGGCGGCUUCAGUCUUGUCUGUGGACGGAUCGGCGAGCGCCUUGCCAUCAUGUCGAAUCGAUCGGAGCCAGGCGAGCCAGUGCCGUGGAUCGCGGGCGACGUUGUGCAGACGGUCGGACUGAGUAAUGCUGCCUUUACCAACAGAACGUGGGAGAAGGUGUUGAAGGGUGAGGAGUUGACGGCUGAUGCUAUUCGGGAAAGUGUUGCCGCUGGCGAAACCGAGGAUCAGCUUGUGCAGCGGUUCCUUGACGUAUUGAGCACCGAUACGUUGCCGCGAAGCGUCAGUCUCGAGGACGGAGGCUUGGAUGCGUACAUCUCAGAGCUGAGGAAGACAAUCUUUGUGCCACCACUUGGCCGGAGGAGCAAGGCUGGCUUGGACAGCGACCAAUUGCGUUCUGCAUCCACCGCGGAGGAGACGGUCCAGAUCAUCAAUGGUGAGAGCAAGGCUGAGCUCGGAGUCGAUGGCAUCUAUGCAACGCAGAAGCAGAGUAUCGUACUUGUGGACAAGCAGAUGAAUGUACGCUUCUUCGAGCGGACCUUAUGGGACGGCAAAUCGGACAAAAUCGAGCUUGGCAAGGGCGAUGUCGAUGUCCGAUUCAAGCUCGAGCCUUCGGCGACAUGA
This is a messenger RNA of Cyphellophora attinorum, 960 nucleotides long. RefSeq names its product Transport and Golgi organization-like protein. Lineage: Eukaryota; Fungi; Ascomycota; Eurotiomycetes; Chaetothyriales; Cyphellophoraceae. Gene Ontology annotation, cellular component: Golgi apparatus. Bases 1 to 960 code for a protein of 319 amino acids. The record is from RefSeq and is a predicted model, not a curated record. Gene Ontology annotation, biological process: Golgi organization; protein secretion. The transcript has a single exon.